CCAAAAAAAGGGGAGGGCCACUAUUAAAAGCCGAGGAUUUGGCAGAGAAAGCCAACUGUAAAGUCUCUUUGCUGUGAGGUGGAAAGCGCUCAGGAUGCCAGAGCCAGUCAAAAAACCAGUUUCAGCAUUCACCAAGAAACCCAAAACUCAGGAGGCAGAGGAGGGGUCGUCCGUGGUCUUUGAAGCAGAGACAGAGAAGGCCGACGCCAAAGUGCAAUGGCAGUGCAACUCAAAGGACAUAGCCAGUGGCAACAACUAUCUAAUCCUAGCUGAAGGAAACAAGCACUCGUUGACUAUUCAAACUGUGACCAAGGAAGAUGCCAGUGUGUAUGCAGUGAUUGCUGGUGGUUCCAAGGUCAAGUUUGAGUUGAAAGUAAUUUCAAAGCCAGACACUCCAGCUGAUACUCCUGCAGCCAAGCCUGAGGAGCCAAGCAUGAAGCCAGAGCAGGCCUCUGAUCCACAGGGGGGGGCUACCCCGCAGGGAGAAACCCCCACCCCAAAGGACACGCCUCCAGCUGAAGACGCUCCAGAUACCAGACAAGACUUGACAGGACUCUUCACAGAGAAACCUCAGAGUGGAGAGGUCACAGUAGGGGAGAACAUCACCUUUGUGGCAAAAGUGAAUGCCGAGUCGCUGCUGAAGAAACCCACCAUCAGAUGGUUCAAAGGAAAGUGGAUGGACCUCGCCACCAAAUGUGGAAAGCAUUUACAGCUAAAGGAGACGUAUGAUCGUAGCAGUAAGGUGUACACAUUUGAGAUGCAGAUAACGGCUGCCAAGGCUAACUUUGCAGGAGGGUACAGAUGUGAAGUUUCAUCCAAGGACAAGUUUGACAGCUGCAAUUUUGAACUGACCGUGCACGAGGCCAGAGCUCCGGGAGGGCUGGACAUAAGAACGGCUUUUAGACGCACGAGUGAAGGCGGUAAGAAGAGAAGUGGACCAGGAGCAAGUAGCACAGAUGGAAACGAUGACUCAGGAGAACUGGACUUCAGUGCCUUAUUGAAAAAGAGAGAAGCUGUACAGGUGCACUCAGAGCCCGACGUGGAUGUGUGGAGCAUUCUGAGUAAGGCUCCUCCUUCUGCAUUUGAAAAGAUUGCUUUCCAGUAUGGCAUAACUGACCUGAGAGGUAUGCUCAAGAGGCUGAAAAAGAUGAAGAAAGAUGAGAAGAAAAGUGAAGCUUUCCUAAAAAAGUUGGACCCGGCCUACCAGGUUUCAAAAGGCCAGAAAAUGAAACUUGCAGUCGAGGUUGCAGAUGAAAAUGUGGAGGUGAAGUGGCUGAAGAACGGGCAAGAAAUCCAAAAAUCUGGAAGCAAGUACAUAUUCGAGAGUGUCGGCAACAUGCGCUACCUCACCAUUAACCACUGCUCCUUGGCCGAUGAUGCAGCUUAUACCUGUGUGGUGGGAGAAGAAAAGUGCACCACUGAGCUUUUUGUUAAAGAGCCUCCUGUCAUGAUUGUGAAAAACCUGGAUGAUCAGAUGGUGAUGAAGGGCGAACGGGUGGAGUUGGAGUGUGAGGUUUCCGAGGAAGGAGCAAACGUAAAAUGGGAGAAAGAUGGAGUGGAACUGACGCGAGACGAGUCGUUCAAAUAUCGCUUUAAAAAAGAUGGCUGCAAGCAUGUGCUGAUCAUAAACGAAGCCACUAAGGAAGACUGCGGUCACUACAAGGUCAAAACAAACGGCGGCGAGUCGGUGGCUGAACUCCUGGUGCAGGAGAAAGAACUGGAGGUGUACCAAAGCAUUGCAGACCUCACCGUGAAGGCCAAGGACCAGGCGGUCUUCAAAUGUGAGGUGUCCGAUGAGAACGUGCGGGGAACGUGGUACAAGAACGGAGUGGAAGUCAAGCCCGAUCCUAGAAUCAAUAUAUCCCAUAUCGGCAGGAUCCACAAACUUACUAUAGAUGAGGUCAAACCAGAGGAUGAAGGAGACUAUACUUUUGUGCCAGACGGCUAUGCUUUCAACCUUUCAGCCAAGCUCAACUUCAUAGAGGUGAAGAUUGAUUUUGUUCCUCGUCAAGAUCCUCCUAAGAUCCAUCUUGACUGUUUGGGUCGCACAGCUGAGUCAACUAUUGUAGUUGUGGCAGGAAACAAGCUGCGCCUUGAUGUUCCCAUAACAGGAGAUCCUGCCCCCACUGUGAUCUGGACCAAAAGAGAAAAGGAUAGUUCUUUAAACGCUGAUGGAGAAGAAAAUGAAGGUUGUGCAGCCUCUUGGAGUCUAAAGGAUGGAGAGGUCAUCUCAGAGGGAGACGGAAGAGUCCGUGUGGAAACCACCACGGGCCACUGCGUCUUCACCAUUGAAGGAGCUGAAAGGCAGGACGAAGGCAUCUACUCCGUUGUGGUACGAAACCCUGCAGGAGAAGACACUGCUGACAUCAACGUGAAAGUUGUUGAUGUUCCAGAUCCUCCUCAAGCUCCCAAGAUUCUCAGCGUUGGGGAAGACUCCUGUGUUGUUCAGUGGGAGCCUCCCCAGUUUGAUGGUGGACAGCCAAUCACUGGUUAUGUAGUGGAGAGAAAGAAGCUGAAGAGUUAUAGAUGGAUGAGACUGAACUUUGAGCCUUUCCCGGAAACAACCUACGAGGCCAAGCGGAUGAUUGAAGGCGUGCCCUACGAGAUGCGAGUCUACGCUGUCAACAGUAUCGGCAUGUCUCGCCACAGUCCUGCCUCUCAACCAUUUGUGCCAGUUGCCCCCACAAGUGAACCUAUUGGGCUGUGUGUCGAGGACAUCAGCGACUCUUCCAUCUCUCUGAAAUGGCGGGCUCCUGAGAGGAUUGGCGCUGCUGAGCUCCAGGGUUAUGGGAUUGAGUACCGCAAGGAGGGCACUGAUGAAUGGAUACCAGCCUUCCAGGGUCUGACUGAAAGGACAUCAGCGACUAUCAGAGACCUGAACACCGGAGACAAACUGCAGUUCCGGGUGCGAGCUUUCAACAUGGCAGGACCCAGCGCUCCAGCCACUUUGGCUCAACCAGUCACCAUCAGAGAGAUUAUGCAGCGCCCUAAAAUUUGGCUCCCAAGAACUCUUCGGCAGACUAUCAUCAAAAAAGUUGGCGACGUGGUCAACAUCAUGAUCCCAUUUCAGGGGAAGCCCAGGCCAAAGGUUUCUUGGACUAAAGAUGGGGAGCCUCUCAGUCCCUCAUUUGCUAAUGUGAGGAACAGUGAAUUUGACACCAUCCUCUUCAUCCGUAAGACAGAGAGAAUCCACUCAGGGCAGUACGAUCUGAAGGUGGAGAUUGAGAAUGUGGAAGAUACGGCUAGAGUCACGCUGCAGAUUGUUGAUCUCCCAGGUCCUCCUGAGGCCCUGAAGAUUGUGGAUACCUGGGGUUUCAAUGUGGCGCUCGAGUGGAAACCACCAAAGGACAACGGUAACUGUGAAAUAAGUGGCUACAACAUCCAGAAAGCUGACAAGAAAACCAUGGAGUGGUACACGGUGCACGAACACUACAGGAGGACACACUGCGUUGUGUCUGACCUCAUCAUGGGAAACGAGUACAUCUUCAGGGUUUUCUCCAUCAACCUGGUGGGCUUGAGUCCAGAACCGUGCACCACAAAGGACAGCGUGUACAUCCAGAAAACAGGUAUCCUUUACAAGGCUCCAAACUAUAAGGAGCAUGACUUCUCAGAGCCGCCAAAGUUUACACAUCCUCUGGUGAACCGUUCUGUCAUAGCGGGAUACAGUACCACGCUCAGCUGUGCGGUGAGAGGAAUACCAAAGCCCAAGGUGACUUGGUACAAAAACAAAAUGGACAUUUCAAACGAAGCCAAGUACCGCAUGCUGAGCAAGCAGGGGGUCCUGACGCUGGAGAUCCGAAAGCCCUGUCCGUUUGAUGGAGGAGUGUACACGUGCAAGGCCGUCAAUGACUGCGGGGAGGACGUAGUGGAAUGCAAACUGGAAGUUCGACCUCAAAUAUCCAAGGAGGAAAAGAAAGAUGCCAACAAUUAAGGCUCUUGUCCCAUAGAUGAAGAGAAGACGGACUUGUCUCUGAUUUGUUGAUGGUUCCACAUCACCAGAUUUCGACAAAUAUAGCUUCAUAAACGAUAGCUGAUGUACAGAAGCCUGGACGAUGGAGAUUUCAAACUUUUAAGUUUUAGAAUCAUACGUGUUGGGGAAAAAAAAAAAGAAAAAGAUGGGAACUAAAUUGUGGUUUUAGAUAGUUGGCUAACACUUGUCAAUCAGCUUGUUUGGUGUGUAUAAAGAGUGCAUUGAAAACAAG
Molecule: messenger RNA, 4202 nt
Organism: Oryzias latipes (Japanese medaka)
Lineage: Eukaryota; Metazoa; Chordata; Actinopteri; Beloniformes; Adrianichthyidae
Source: RefSeq, a predicted model, not a curated record